Messenger RNA from Xyrauchen texanus (razorback sucker), 3271 nucleotides. RefSeq names its product vacuolar fusion protein MON1 homolog B-like. NCBI's taxonomy places the organism in Eukaryota, Metazoa, Chordata, Actinopteri, Cypriniformes, Catostomidae. The coding region runs from base 539 to 2224 and encodes 561 amino acids. Gene Ontology annotation, biological process: vesicle-mediated transport; protein targeting to vacuole. The record is from RefSeq and is a predicted model, not a curated record. The transcript is spliced from 7 exons.
GCACCGGCGUCUGAGUCAGUUUCGCUAAGCAUAAAUGAAAGAUGUUUUUUGGUUUUAAUUAUGACAAAUUAAUUUUAACAUGGAUAUGAUAAUGACAAAUAGUGAUUCAAUUCAAGAGAUAAGUCAAUUGUCGGAUGACAUAAUGAGGUUUUUCCAUAAAUAAUGUAGACGAGCUCAAGUUACUGUUUUGUAAUCUCGAGCGCUGUGAUUCAAGCCAGUUCUUAUUAUCUUAUUAAUUUAAAUAUAUAGUUGGUUAUCUUUAUUAAACUCUACUCUUGAAGCCGUGCGUGACAGUGUUUAAACUCCACGGACUAUGCAGAUAUGGGAUAACACACAGCAGUAAUCAGAUUAAUCUGAUGUUUGAAUGUUGACGUGGAUCAGAACAGUCGAGAGACUCGGAACAUGGAGGAGGUGAAGAUAUUUGAUCCAUCCAUCCUCCAUCAAUGACUUGAUCAGACGGGUAAUUAUUUUAAGUGGUGGCGUUUUUAAUGAUGUUGCUUAUUCGGACAGUGAUGUCCCAUCAGAAAUCCACACAGACAUGGUCACAGAGGGUAACCAUUGUGUGAACAAAGAUCACAGGAUGCCUUCAGACCCAGAGGGGAUCUUGGAGUCAGAGUCAGCAGACCAUACAUCAGAGGAGAACAUUCAACAACAAGAACAUUUAACAGAUAUUCAGAAGCUACAUAUUGUUGAUUAUGACAGGUCUUUGGGUGCUGGCGGUUCGGAGACUGAUUCUGGCAAAGCUUCCGAUGACUCUGCCCUAGUAGACAAUGGUCAUGACGACUCGGGCGUGUUUGUUGUAACUGUGUUAGCCCGGGGUAAAGUGGAGGAGCAGGGAAUAGGGAUGAAAGGGGCCUCGUCCCCUUGUUCCGAGACCGGCACACCUCUUGGACCUCCUUCGCACAGGAACGAGGAUGUGACAGCGGAUAGUUGGAGACAGCACAGGAAGCAUGUGUUUGUGCUGAGUGAGGCUGGGAAGCCCAUCUACUCUCGAUAUGGUAGUGAGGAGGCCCUGUCUUCCACCAUGGGAGUGAUGAUGGCUCUUGUUUCCUUCGUUCAGAGUGGAGAUAAUAUCAUUCGCUCAGUUUAUUUGGAUGAACAUACGGUUGUGUUCAUGCAGAAGGGUCCUCUGGUGCUGGUGGCCGUCUCCUGCAGCCGCCAGUCAGAGCAGCAGCUCCGUCAUGAGCUGCUCUACGUCUAUAACCAGAUCGUCAGCAUGCUUACGCAGGCCAGCAUCACCCGCAUCUUUGAGCACAAGAAGAACUACGACCUGCGCCGUCUACUGGGCGGCUCGGAGAAGAUUCUCGACGGUCUCCUGAACCUCUUGGACUCGGACCCCAGCUUCUUACUCUGCGCUGUGCACUGUCUCCCCCUGGCUUCGUCUCUCAGGGACUCCCUCAGCCAGAUCCUCCAAAAGGCCAUCACUCCCAACCUGGUCUUCUCCAUCCUCAUAGCCAAGAACCAGCUCCUCACCAUAGUCCAAGAGAAGAUGGUCAUUGAAGAUACCAGACUGGACCCUGCUGACCUCCACCUUCUGCUUAACCUCAUCGGGGCCUCGUCCGCCUUCCAUGCAGGGGAGAUCUGGACACCCAUCUGUCUGCCCAGUUUUAACCCUGACUGUUACUUUUAUGCAUACAUUUCCUAUCUGGACCCUCCAGAAUGUACUGUGUGUCUGGUUCUUCUCUCCACUGAUAAAGAGGCGUUUUAUUCCGUGGCUGAGUGUAAGAGGAAGAUCGAGGAGGCGAUGCAAGCGCAGAAUGCCCUGAACUCUAUAGCAAAAACUCACUCGUACAGUGUUAGUCAGGUGGGAGUGUCUGAUCUCAGGCAUUUCAUGUACAAGCCCUUUGAUGUGCCAGACAACCAUCGACAACUAACACAGUUCACCAGCCCUGAAAUGGAAGCCCCUUACAGCAGUGAGGAGGAGAGAAUGAGACUUCUAGACCUGUACAGAGACCUGCAUGGCCGUAUCCACAGUACCUCACGCCCCCUAAAGCUCAUCUAUCACGUGGCUGAACGUGAGACUCUGCUGGCUUGGGUCACAAGCAAAUUUGAAUUGUACACCUGCUUCAGUCCUCUUGUCACAAAAACCUGCGCCAUUAAGGCCAUCACCAAACUGCUGCGCUGGAUUAAGAAAGAGGAGGAGCGUCUAUUUAUUCGAUACCCUCCGAAGUACUCCACCACCCCCAACCCCAACAAAAGCUCUAAAGGAGAUGCACACUCAUAGACUGACCCACCUGCGAUCUGACCACUUAAAUGGCUGCAAUCCCUGCAUUUACACUUAGCAACUCUAUCAAACUUCGUUUAGUAGUACAAUGGUGUGGAGUUAACCAAAUGAUACCAAUCCAGAGUUGGUUCAUAAUUUGAUACAUCAUGCUGCUGGUUUUUUUUCUUUCUUUUUUUUUUCCAGUCUUACAGAGUUUGUGGCAUUGACCGUGAGCUAUAAUUGAAUUGUUUUACUUCACCGUAAAAUACUUUUUUUAGUUGUUUAAUUACAUAUAGGUUAGAAAUGUUUGUUUGGCUAGGAAAUUAAAUGUUUGUUGAAUUGGUCUCCCCAUGUCAAAAUCAAGAGGCAAGCUAUUUAUUAUGGCUUGAAAAGUUAUUCUGAUUAUGUCUAGGGAGUGGUGGUGUAGUGGGCUAAAGCAUAUAUCUGUUAAUCAGAAGAUCACUGGUUCGAGCCCCACGGCCACCACCAUUGUGUCCUUGAGCAAGGCACUUAACUCCAGGUUGCUCCGGGGGGAUUGUCCCUGUAAUAAGUGCACUGUAAGUCGCUUUGGAUAAAAGCGUCUGCCAAAUGCAUAAAUGUAAAUGUAUGUCUCAUUUAGCAUGCAUACAUAGGCUGUGCAAACCUUUACAUCGCACCAUUUUCAGUUUUUCUUAUGUACUUUGUGAUUUUUUUUGCUGUUUAGUAUUUGAAACCAAACCUUGCUUCAUUUUAAUAAAAAACUAUUUUGACAAGCUGCAAUAUAUCAGUACACUUUAAAGAGGAUGACAGUUCAUUAACAAAAUCAACUUUACUGUGAUUUGUUUUCUCUUUUUGGUUUCCUUUUUGACUUUCCGGCCUAUUUUGACAUUUACUGUUUUUGGCAUGUGCAAACUAUUAUGACGUCAUCAUAUUGACACUGUAAAUAUAUGAGUUUUAAACCACUGGACAUAAUAGUAAAAAAUGUGCAAUGUAUAAUAUUUGGAGAAAUAUAUUCUUGCUAUUUUCUCAAGGUUCGUUUUUCUGGAAAAUGGAUUUGUUCAAAACAAUGUUAUUCAGAUGAAUACUGCA